AUGGCUUCAAAACGCGGUCCGCGAAAAUCCGUAGCUUUCAGAGAGGAAAUCCCGCAAGAAAUCUGGUGUAAAUAUUGUAGUAAGAUUUACGAAGAGCCAAAAGUCCUACCAUGUUUACAUACGUUUUGCAAGCAGUGUAUUGGUUUAAUUACGGGAGAAAAUGAAAAUUAUCUGUUUUGUCCGAUUUGUCAUUCAGAUGUGAACUUACCCUCGAGAAAUCUGGAUGAUUUACAGCCCAAUGUUAUUGUUAUCAGGAAACUCGAAGAGUUUGAGAGACAAAAACUACGACAGCGGGAGGAGGAUUGUAGCGGUUGUGAAAACGGCCAAAAUCUGGCUUCACAUAGGUGCAUGGAGUGCCAAGAAUUUCUUUGCGGUGACUGCACGCUAGCUCAUCGAAGAGUAAAAUUCACGCGCGAACACGACAUUUUGUCUCUUGAAGAAUUCGUGGAUAGAACAAAUCCAAUAGAGCACUCAACAUCAAUACCUUGUGUUGCACAUUGUAGCGACAGUGUGGACAUGUAUUGCAAAACUUGCGAUUUAUUAACGUGCAAGGAAUGUAGAAGAAGUACUGAUCACGAGGGACAUGAUAUUGUUUCAAUAAAGAGCGCUGUUGACUCGCUCAAACCGACACUUUUAUCGUUGCUGGAUUCUACGCAGAAAAAUAUUCCUGUCUUACAAAAGUCGGUGUACGAGAUUAUCAAGGUUUACGGUCGGUGGCAGAAUAAAAUCGAUGAUGUGUCGUGGCAAAUUCGGAGGACUUCGCGUCGCCUUAUUCAAGCCAUUAAAGAGAAAGAGCAUCAGUUGCUAAAGGAACUGAACACCAUCAGAGAUAAUCGCGCCUCUGUAUUAGUGAACCAAAAGGACGAAAUUGAAAGAAACUUGGUCUGUACCAUCGAUGGUUGCGAUUUCUCCGAGGAGAUUAUCAAACAUGGAAAAGAUGCGGACAUUCUAGCAGUAAAUAGCUUAAUUUGUAAACGACUGUGCGAAUUGCAGGAAAAUCAGACAGACGGGGGGUUGAAUACUGUCAAAGUAGAGUUUGAUCCAGAUGAGAGGCCGAUUCUUGAAGCUAUAAAAGAAACAUUUGGCUCAAUAAGUGUCGGUCAUGAACCCAAAGAGCAAGCUAACGAUAAGAAAGCUGAUGAACUAACUGAGAAAUCGCAACUAGCGAGUUCACUACCUAAUGGAGGGAGUUCUGUAUCAUUUGCUUCAGCAGAUGAUGAAGAAUCCAGUCCCAGUACUCUCUCUUCAGACUCGCAAAAGCCUGAAACAGGUAUAGGUUCUUCUUCGAGUUCGCUUGCGCUUAACCAAGAUCCAAAGUCUACCAAAAAGGCGAAAGGUCGUCGAUUCAGCUUCCCAGCUUUGACAAUUGGUAAAAAGUCAAGUGAACCUGUCGGAAAGCUGGCCCCGACGGAAUUCCUAAUUCCUACGACUGACAGCCGAGGACGUCCCAGGGAAGUCGGAAUACAGCUCGAGUCUCCAGACGGAAGUGUCAUUUCUGCUAAAGUCCUCGACAACAAAAAUGGAACUUAUUCGAUAUUCUACUGUCCACGGACUCCAGGCGAGCACAAUUUGUUCGUGAGCUUGUCCAGUAAACAUAUCAAGCAUGGCAGACGCAUCUUGAAUUUUUACGGUUCUUUCACUGGGUUAAAAGGCGAGGAGUUGACACUGAUUUGUAAGACUUUGUGCUUGAUAAAAUGGCACGUCACUCCCGGCCUGAUUCAAGUUAAGGACGGCAAGAAAGUUCCGAAUCCCGAUAUGAAUUUACAACAAGUUGGUCAGUCAGAGGCGUGA
Molecule: messenger RNA, 1791 nt
Organism: Pocillopora meandrina
Lineage: Eukaryota; Metazoa; Cnidaria; Anthozoa; Scleractinia; Pocilloporidae
Source: the annotation of a GenBank genome assembly